Messenger RNA from Paramecium octaurelia, 730 nucleotides. The record is from the annotation of a GenBank genome assembly. NCBI's taxonomy places the organism in Eukaryota, Ciliophora, Oligohymenophorea, Peniculida, Parameciidae.
AUGUUGUAAAAUUCUUUUAGUCUGAUUGUUUAAGUAAUUAUAUUACAAUGGAAAUUAAGUACUUGUAUCACUUGUGUUUCUCCUAUAGAUUGUCAAAGUUGUUAAGCUACUUAUACUCUUACUAAGCUUGGAUGUGUUUGCAAGUAAAACUAAUAUGAAGAAUCAGAUUAAUGCUAUGAGUGCCCUCCUUUGUGCAAAUAAUGCUAACGUUUGACUUUUUGUAUAGAUUGCCUUUUUAGUGAUUUUAGAGAGCUAGUAAAUGGAUAAUGUGUGUGUUUUGAGGGAUAUUAUCAAGUGGAAGGCAGUUCGGUUUGUUUAAAAUGCAAUUCGUUCUGCAAAGAAUGUUUUGGGGCAACUUCUAAUGAUUGUAAAGUUUGUAGUGACAUUGUGGGCAUUUAAUAGAUUGGUUCUAUUUGCAAAUGUGCAGAUAAUGCAGUUUAUGAAGAAUAGUCUAAUUCAUGCACUAAUUGUCAUUCAACUUGUUAGACUUGUUUUUCAAAAUACAUAAAUGGAUGUCUAACUUGUGAUGCAACAUUAAACAGAAUUCUGAAAGGAUUAAAAUGCGAAUGUUCCUUUGGCUAUUAUGAAGAUACUAAUAUAUGUUUGAGUAUGAUAAAUUACUAUUAUAUUAGAAUGCCCUUUGACUGAAGAUAAUUCUUUACCUUAAUACUAUGUUUUAUGUGAGGACAACCAAUUAGCUUGGUUAUAAUAAGUUGUUAUUUUGUGGUGA